Molecule: messenger RNA, 1020 nt
Organism: Homarus americanus (American lobster)
Lineage: Eukaryota; Metazoa; Arthropoda; Malacostraca; Decapoda; Nephropidae
Product: interaptin-like
Exons: 3
Biological process (GO): intracellular mRNA localization
Cellular component (GO): endoplasmic reticulum; nuclear outer membrane-endoplasmic reticulum membrane network; ribonucleoprotein complex
Molecular function (GO): mRNA binding
Source: RefSeq, a predicted model, not a curated record
CUACAACAGAACACGGAUGAACUACAACAGAACACGGAUGAACUACAACAAGAGACGGAUGAACUACAACAAGAGACGGAAGAACUACAACAGGAGACGGAUGAACUACAACAGGAGACGGAUGAACUACAACAGGAGACGGAUGAACUACAACAGGAGACGGAUGAACUACAACAGGAGACGGAUGAACUACAACAGGAGACGGAUGAACUACAACAGGAGACGGAUGAACUACAACAGGAGACGGAUGAACUACAACAGGAGACGGAUGAACUACAACAGGAGACGGAUGAACUACAACAGAACACGGAUGAGCUACAACAGAACACGGAUGAACUACAACAGAACAUGGAUAAACUACAACAGAACACGGAUGAGCUACAACAGGAGACGGAUGAGCUACAACAGAAGACGGAUGAACUACAACAAGAGACGGAUGAACUACAACAGAAGACGGAUGAACUACAACAAGAGACGGAUGAACUACAACAGGAGACGGAUGAACUACAACAGGAGACGGAUGAACUACAACAGGAGACGGAUGAACUACAACAGGAGACGGAUGAACUACAACAGGAGACGGAUGAACUACAACAGGAGACGGAUGAACUACAACAGGAGACGGAUGAACUACAACAGGAGACGGAUGAACUACAACAGGAGACGGAUGAACUACAACAGGAGACGGAUGAACUACAACAGGAGACGGAUGAACUACAACAGGAGACGGAUGAACUACAACAGGAGACGGAUGAACUACAACAGGAGACGGAUGAACUACAACAGAACACGGAUGAACUACAACAGGAGACGGAUGAACUACAACAGGAGACGGAUGAACUACAACAGGAGACGGAUGAACUACAACAGGAGACGGAUGAACUACAACAGAAGACGGAUGAACUACAACAGGAGACGGAUGAACUACAACAGGAGACGGAUGAACUAAAAGACACAGGAGAACAACAACAGAGACACAUGUCCCCCACACACACACAGGGUUACUACAUAACACAAUAG